CAUCGCUUUUUACUGCGAUACUUCUUCCGCCGCUUUCUAUCUUUCGGUCUUUUGGCGUGCUGCUUUUGGUCUCUCUGGAUGAUGCGUCGUCUUUCCUCUUGCUAUCACCCUGUUCUCCCAAGGCGUCGGACUCGGUUUUUGGACACACCCUAGUCUUACCCUUGCUUUCUUACUACGUGGUACAUAUCAAAUUAUGGACGAGCUCCCUUCCUCUCAAACCCUGGCAGCGCAGUCAUCCUCGCCAGAACCAGAGCCAAGAGCAACCAGCCUCGAUCUUGGUGGUAUACCACCGAUCGCGGUGUUCAGCGCGCAUUUCAAAGAUGAGGAGGAGGCCAAAGUCAGGGGAACGUUGCGCCAACACGGUGCACCGCUAACCGCGGAUGUCUCAAAAGCGAAGGUCUUCAUUGGGAAGGUCGGGUCCAAGAGACGCGCCGCGUUUGAAUUGAGGUCUCGGAAAUUGACGGUCGAAGAAGUGGUGGAGUCGAAGAGGCCGGGUAGUUCAGUGGAGGCGGAUGAACCUCCUAGCAAGAGGAGAAAACUGUCUGGUUCAGCUGGCAAACCGAUUACCGUGCCAGAUGAAGGGUCUACCACCGAAGAGGAAACGGCGGGCGGGCCUGAGACCGAGGAUGAGUUGCUAGUUUUGAAAGGAGAUACCUCGGAGACGUCGCCUGUGAAGCUAGAAAGGGCUGCUCUAAUUACCCCACCGGUCUUUGAGAAUCACUCCACCGACGACAUUAUUUGGGUUAUUAGAGUAGAUUGGCUCGAUGAUUGCGUCUCUGCGGGUCAUUUACUUCCAUUGGGCGAGCGCCUGGUGUAUAAAGGCAGAGUCCAAGAGCGUCCGCGGCCUUCAGAGCCGAAGUACAAAUCCAUCAAGGCCGUUUUCUCAAACCCACCAAAGGCAGCCUCACAAACUGUCUUAGCUGCGCGCCCACACACCGAGCAGGACAUCCUGGAACGCGCGAAAUCGGACGUGUCUGCAACCGAGCCAAAGUCAUCCUACCAACGUCACCGCACCGGCGGCCAUGGCUCUCGGCGAUUCGAAGGCAGGUCAUUUGCCUCUAGGGCACAGAAAGCGGGCAAUUUUGCGUCGCAAACUGCCCAUUUGCUGCAGCAGAGUACCAGCGAAUACGAAAGCGAGGACAACGAUAUCCCACCACUCCCAGACUGGGUCAAGAAAGGAAUUAAAUACGCUUGUCAGCGCUUUACUCCAGCAAACGGGCCGAACGAAGAUUUCAUCGAACAGCUGAAGAAGAUACGAACAGCCAGAACUCUGAUCGACGAUGAGAUAGGCGUCCGCGCCUAUUCCACAAUUAUCGCAUCCAUAGCCGCGUAUCCCCACAAGCUCACACAUCCACGCGAGAUCGCACUACUGCCUGGCUGCGACGAGAAGACAGCCGUUCUCUUCGUCGAAUGGAAAAACACCGGCAAAAUCCAAGCAGUCGAAGACUUCGAAAACGACGAGGCCAUGAAAGUCCUCCGCGAAUUCUACAACAUCUGGGGCGUCGGCGCAAAAACUGCGCGCAAUUUCUACUAUAAUAAUCACUGGACUGAGCUCGACGAUAUUAUCGAAUUUGGCUGGUCCGACUUAGAUAGAGUGCAGCAAAUCGGCUUGAAAUAUUACGAUGAAUUUCUAGUGCCGAUCCCGCGGGCUGAGGUCGAACAGAUCGCCGAGGUCGCCCGGCAGCACGCCGUCAAACUUCGAGACGAGCGCAUAACCGUCACCAUAGUUGGCGGAUACAGACGCGGAAAGCAAGCCUCUGGCGAUGUCGAUAUGAUCGUCUCGCAUCCCCAGCUAGAAGCUACGGCAGGCCUCAUCAAGGACAUCGUUGAGUCCUUGGAGGAUGCGGAAUGGAUCACGCACACUCUGACACUAAGCUUGAAUAACACCAACAGAGGGCAGAACACGCUACAGUUCCGCACGACGAAAGCCUCCGGAGCGGGCUACGAUACCCUUGAUAAAGCGCUCGUCGUUUGGCAAGACCCGCGCUGGCCAACUCGCGAGCAGGAUCUUGCUGCGAAUUCUAAAGCGAAGAACCCCAACAUUCACCGUCGCGUCGAUAUCAUCAUCGCGCCGUGGCGCACAGUGGGCUGUGCGGUCAUGGGCUGGAGCGGAGGGACGACGUUCCAGCGCGAUCUUCGACGGUACGCGAAACACAUCAAAGGAUGGAAGUUUGACAGUAGCGGUAUACGGAGCAGAAGUACAGGCGAGGUAGUGCAGUUAGAGGGACCGAACGGCGUGAACGGUACACCGGAGGAUGCGGAGAGGAAGGUGUUUGAAGGGUUGGGGUUGGAGUACAUACCUCCAGAAUAUAGGGUCACGAAUUGAAUACUUGUGUCAUGGGUGCUCUGUAGCUGCUUGGUCGCCGUAUGUGGCACGUACAUUUUUUGCACCUUGGGAGGGACGGAUUGCGGAUUGCCCUCGCAUUGGACGAUGAUAGCCCUCCGUUGCAUUCUACUGCCUAGCUAAACCUAGAAAUACGAUGUCACACCAUAUCCGUGCAAGCGCCCGC
Trematosphaeria pertusa is the source of this 2510-nucleotide messenger RNA. Its product is annotated as Nucleotidyltransferase. The transcript has a single exon. Gene Ontology annotation, molecular function: DNA binding; DNA-directed DNA polymerase activity. The record is from RefSeq and is a predicted model, not a curated record. Gene Ontology annotation, biological process: double-strand break repair via nonhomologous end joining. NCBI's taxonomy places the organism in Eukaryota, Fungi, Ascomycota, Dothideomycetes, Pleosporales, Trematosphaeriaceae. Bases 194 to 2326 code for a protein of 710 amino acids. Gene Ontology annotation, cellular component: nucleus.